GACAGCAUGCAAGACGACACCAUAGAAGCUUCUACUUCCAUAUCUCAGCUUCUAAGAGAGAGCUAUUUAGCGGAAACCAGACAUCAGGGAAACAACGAGAGGAGUAGAGCAGGGCCUUCCUCCAGCCCUUUCCAUUUUGGCAGUCCUUCUGGAGCUGCUGAAGGAGGAGGAGGCCAAGAAGACCUUCCAGAUCUUUCAGCUUUUCUGAGCCAAGAAGAAUUAGAUGAAAGUGUCAAUCUGGCAAGAUUAGCCAUCAAUCAUGACCCUUUGGAGAAAGCAGAUGAAGCUCAAGCUCGAAAACGUCUUUCUUCAGAGCAGAUGAAACAUCCACCUAAACCAAGUUUUGACCCUAAGAUCUGCCAAGAUAACUCUCCAAGUCCUACUAGCUCUAAAGACAGCCCCCCGGAGACAAAAAAACCACAGUAUAGUUCUGAAACCCAGUCCAAAAAAGUAUUCUUAAAUAAGGCUGCCGAUUUCAUUGAAGAGUUGUCCUCCCUUUUCAAAGCUCAUAGCUCCAAAAAGAUUAGACCUCGAGCCUGCAAAAACCACAAGAGCAAAGUGGAAUCUCAAAACAAAGUUAUGCAGGAAAGCAGCUCCAGUCUCUCAGAUUUGUCAGAAAGACGAGAAAGAUCUUCGGUUCCCAUCCCCGUUCCUGCAGAUACCAGAGACAAUGAAGUGAAUCAUGCCCUUGAACAGCAGGAAGCCAAAAGGCGUGAAGCUGAGCAGGCUGCCAAUGAGGCAUCUGGUGGAGAUACCACCCCGGGGUCUUCACCUUCGUCUUUGUAUUAUGAGGAACCUCUGGGGCAACCUCCCCGGUUCACUCAAAAGUUACGGAGCAGAGAAGUUCCAGAAGGAACCCGAGUACAGUUGGAUUGCAUAGUGGUAGGAAUUCCACCACCUCAAGUAAGGUGGUACUGUGAAGGCAAGGAACUUGAAAAUUCCCCAGAUAUUCAUAUCCUCCAGGCAGGAAAUCUACACUCACUGACCAUUGCUGAAGCCUUCGAAGAGGACACGGGACGCUAUUCCUGUUUUGCUUCUAAUAUCUAUGGGACAGAUUCAACUUCUGCUGAGAUUUAUAUAGAAGGGGUUUCUUCUUCUGACUCGGAAGGGGACCCUAACAAGGAAGCGAUGAAUCGACUCCAGAAGCCAAAUGAAGUGUCAACCCCUCCCACUGCUUCUCCAGCCAUUCCUCCAGCAGCCCCACAAGCCCAGCCUUUGGUGGCACGGCCUGGUGUCUCAACCAUCCAGCAGUGUCAGAGCCCUACCAACUAUUUGCAAGGAUUGGAUGGAAAACCUAUCAUUGCGGCUCCUGUGUUUACAAAGAUGCUACAAAAUUUAUCAGCCUCUGAGGGUCAGCUGGUUGUCUUUGAAUGCAGAGUAAAAGGAGCUCCAUCUCCUAAAGUUGAGUGGUAUAGAGAAGGGACCUUGAUAGAAGAUUCUCCCGAUUUUAGGAUUUUACAGAAAAAACCUCGGUCCAUGGCAGAGCCAGAGGAGAUUUGUACUUUGGUCAUUGCUGAGGUAUUUGCAGAAGACUCUGGGUGUUUCACUUGCACUGCAAGCAACAAGUAUGGCACGGUGUCAAGCAUCGCACAGCUGGAUGUGAGAGGAAAUGAAGACCUCAACAACAACGGGUCUCUUCACCCCGCCAACUCCACCUCCAACCUGGCUGCCAUUGAACAACAGCCAUCCCCACCCAACCUGGAGCCCCCUUCUGUGGAACAGCCCCCCAAACCCAAACUCGAGGGAGUUUUGGUGAACCACAACGAGCCACGGUCUAGCUCAAGGAUCGGGCUUCGUGUGCACUUCAAUCUGCCCGAAGAUGACAAAGGAAGCGAAGCCUCCUCUGAGGGUAGGGUGGCGGCUGCCAAGCAGACCAGGCCUGAUGCUUUCCCGGAGAGGUUCAAUGGACAGGCAGCAAAAAUCCCUGAGCCUUCUUCACCCAUCAAAGAGCCCCCGCCAGUACUGGCUAAACCCAAACUAGAUUCCAGCCAGUUACAGCAGCUUCACAAUCAAGUCUUACUGGAACAACAGCAGUUGCAAAACCCAUCUCCUUCAUCUCCCAAGGAAUUUCCUUUCCACAUGAGUAUUUUGAACUCCUCUACUUCUCCAGCAGUGACAACGUCCAGCAAGCUGAAGGUGCCUCCAUCGCAGACCUUCAGCCUCACCCGGCUGAAGCAUUUCUUCCCCUCCAUGAACGCCACCAUGGCCACGGUGUCUCCUUCCAGCUCUCCAGUGUUCACUCUGAGCAGCACACCUCACGCCAUUCAGAGGACAGUGAGCAAAGAAAGCCUCUUAGUUUCUCAUCCCUCUGUGCAAAACAAACCUCCAGGAGGGAUUUCCAUCCAAAAUGAACCACCCCCUCCUGGUCCAAAAGAGCCAGCACAACUGCCACUCACAUUUUCCGUCUCCAGUGGAAACCAGUUUCAGCCCCGCUGUGUGUCUCCAGCUCCGGUCUCUCCCACCAGCAAGAUUCAAAAUCCAGUGGCUUUCCUCAGCUCCGUUCUGCCUUCUCUCCCUGCCAUCCCACCCACCAAUGCCAUGGGGCUGCCUAGAAGCGCACCUUCCGUGCCAUCCCAGGGACUAAUGAAGAAAAAUACAAAGUCUCCACAGCUGAUGAAUGAUGAUUACAUUCGUGAAACUAAAAAUGCAGUGAUUCUAGACUUGGGGAAAAAAAAGAAUUUCAGUGAUGUCAGAUCAAACCAGCAGGAGUACAAAAUUUCAAGCUUUGAGCAGAGGCUAAUGAAUGAAAUUGAGUUUCGCUUGGAACGUACCCCUGUUGAUGAAUCAGAUGAUGAAAUCCAACACGACGAGAUCCCCACGGGCAAGUGUAUCACUCCCAUCCUUGACAAAAGACUCAAGCACUUCCGGGUCACAGAAGGCUCUCCAGUCACAUUCACCUGCAAAAUUGUUGGGAUACCUGUUCCAAAGGUUUACUGGUUCAAAGAUGGGAAGCAGAUUUCUAAGAGAAAUGAGCACUGCAGAAUGAGGCGAGAAGGAGAUGGGACAUGCUCUCUGCACAUUGAAUCCAGCACCAGUGAUGACGAUGGCAACUACACCAUCAUGGCCGCCAACCCCCAGGGAAGAAUCAGCUGUUCUGGCCAUUUAAUGGUACAGAGUUUGCCCAUUCGUAGUCGACUAACUACUGCUGGUCAGUCUCACAGGGGAAGGUCUCGAGUGCAAGAAAGAGACAAAGAGCCCCUCCAGGAACGCUUUUUCCGACCACAUUUCCUGCAGGCUCCUGGAGACAUGGUAGCUCACGAGGGGCGCCUUUGCCGGCUGGACUGUAAGGUGAGUGGCUUACCGCCCCCGGAGCUGACGUGGCUGCUCAAUGGCCAGCCCGUGCUACCUGACACCUCCCACAAGAUGCUGGUCAGGGAGACGGGAGUCCACUCUCUGCUCAUUGACCCACUCACGCAACGUGAUGCGGGGACCUACACGUGUGUCGCUACCAACAAAACUGGGCAGAAUUCCUUUAGCCUGGAGCUCACUGUAGUAGCCAAAGAGGUGAAAAAAGCACCUGUGAUCCUGGAGAAGCUGCAGAACAGCGGCGUUCCAGAAGGCCACCCGGUGAGACUCGAGUGCCGGGUGAUAGGCAUGCCCCCGCCCGUGUUCUUCUGGAAGAAAGACAACGAGACCAUCCCUUUCACCAGAGAGAGGAUCAGUAUGCACCAGGACACAACAGGUUAUGUCUGCCUCCUCAUUCAGCCAGCCAAGAAAUCAGAUGCUGGCUGGUAUACGUUGUCAGCCAAGAAUGAAGCUGGCAUCGUGUCGUGCACUGCAAGGUUGGAUAUAUAUGCUCAGUGGCACCAGCAGAUUCCACCACCCAUGACCAUCCGGCCCAGUGGCAGUCGCUACGGCUCUCUCACCGGUAAAGGACUUGACAUUUUUUCUGCCUUUUCCUCCAUGGAAAGCACAAUGGUGUAUUCAUGCUCUUCUCUGAGUGUGGUGGAGAGUGAAGAACUUUAA
This is a messenger RNA of Choloepus didactylus (southern two-toed sloth), 3966 nucleotides long. RefSeq names its product myopalladin (gene MYPN). The record is from RefSeq and is a predicted model, not a curated record. Bases 7 to 3966 code for a protein of 1319 amino acids. The transcript has 19 exons. NCBI's taxonomy places the organism in Eukaryota, Metazoa, Chordata, Mammalia, Pilosa, Megalonychidae.